Messenger RNA from Lactuca saligna, 366 nucleotides. The record is from the annotation of a GenBank genome assembly. Lineage: Eukaryota; Viridiplantae; Streptophyta; Magnoliopsida; Asterales; Asteraceae.
AUGGCUGGAGGUCGAUUCCGUGAGUUAUUAAAGAAGUACGGAAAGGUAGCUCUCGGAGUACACUUUUCCGUCUCCGCCGCAAGCAUCUCCGGUUUAUACGUUGCUAUAAAAAACAACGUCGACGUCGAAUCCGCUCUGGAAAUGGUUCGUUUCAAACAGCUUGAAUCAAUCCUCGAAAAAGUCGGUAUGGGAGGCCCAAAAGAAGAAACGGAAGGAGAAGUUGCAACUAUGUCCCAAUCAAAUCAGGAAGUGAAACCGAGGAAUCGGACGGCUGAACUAGCGGCAUCGAGCGGCGGUGCACUGGCGCUGGCUGUUCUCUGUAAUAAGGCUCUCUUUCCGAAGUGCUUUUUAUCACCAAAAACUUAG